AUGGAGGCUGGCGGAGGCGACGCGGCCGUUCAGGAGUCCGUAUGUCAGCAGCCAGAAGACCUGCAAGUUUACAUGGCUUCCGGUGCAAAAGUCCUUGAAAUGCAGUUCGUCGAGUUCGUGGAGAUGUGCCGCGCCCGGCGUGUUGAACAAACUGCCUUGGAACUCAAGCGUUGCCUACAGCGCCGGCGCGGGCUGUCAAGGUUUCGGCAGCAGCUGAUAGGCCCGGAUGGCGAGAUCUUGCAGAACGGUGCCAGGUUGGACGGGCCAAUGGACAUCCAGCUUGCUCUGUGGUCGUUUGAAGAGAGCUCCGGGGAGCAGAUCCACCAGCUCUGUGAGCUUGCCAUAUAUGCCAAUUCUCGUGGGGUAGAAGAACUCUUGAGCAAACCGUUGGAUCCCAAUUUGACAUCGGAGUUCCAUGGGGCGAGUGCGCUGGCCUGCGCAUGCAAUCGUCCUAACAGCCGCAAGGUUGUGGAUCUGCUGCUGGAGGCCUUGGCUGACCCGAACACCCUUGACGGUCAAGACAGAACUCCCAUGUUUAUCGCAGUGAUGAUGAGAGACACGGGAACCAUCGUGAAGUUGUUGGGGGCCAAGGCUGACCCGGACAAGACGUCGUUCAACACCGGCUGCAGACCGCCUCGCCGCACUCCGUUGCUGUUGGCUGCUUCAAUGGGCUCCGCGUACGUAGUUCGCCUGCUGCUGGAGGCGAAGGCUGACAAAGACAAGCCAGAGACCUCGGGAAGCACCCCCAUUUCGGUUGCCCGUGAGAAGGGGCAUGCGAAAGUGGUCCAGCUACUGCAAUGA
Messenger RNA from Symbiodinium natans, 801 nucleotides. The record is from the annotation of a GenBank genome assembly. NCBI's taxonomy places the organism in Eukaryota, Dinophyceae, Suessiales, Symbiodiniaceae.